UUCACUAUGUAAUAGGAGAACGACGCGGUCCUCCAAAUAACUGAAAAAUAAAUGCACGUGAAAGCCAUUUAGGCAUUACAGGUAUACACCAAUAAUAAUACUGUAAAAAAUCUGUCCUCCAUUGUUGUACAUUUAUCAUGGAUCACGUACGCAGUAUCGAUAUUAAAUCAAAAAAAACGUAUUGUAUUUCAAGACGAAUGUAACCGUUGUGAUUGAAUAAUAACGUUAAUUGAGUAAGAGAAUGGCAGACUUUAAUGAAGGCGUUGAUGGGAAAUUGGCUUUUCGGAUGCGUAAAGUCAAUCCCGAACAGUUUCAUACACUCGUCAAGAUGCAUUUAUCUUUUGAAUUGGAUCUCAAUACGGAGGAUAAUGACUGUAUUAUUGAAAAGGCAAAAUUAAAAAAAUGGGGUAUAUUGAAUUUCGCAAGAAAACCAAAGUCUACUAUUAAUCUACAAAAAGUAGAAGGUGCUAGUCUAUCUGAAAAUGGAAUAAAUCAAGUUAAACAAUUGAUAGAAUAUUUAUCCAAAGAACAAAGUAUUAUACAGGAGGGAAUAUUUCGACGUACUGGAAAAUUGACAAGGCAGCAAGAUCUUAAAAAUGCACUUUAUCAAGGUGUUCCUUUAAAUCUUGAAGAUGGUCGAUUCAGCGUACAUGAUUGUGCAUCUGUUUUAAAAGGAUUCUUAGCAGAGCUAUCUGAACCUCUUUUAACUGAUCUUCAUUUUCCAGCUCAUUGUCAAAUUGCUGAAUUAUGCAAUUUAAAUGAUAACACGAACGAAGCCAGAUUACUUAGAUCUUUGCAAUUGCUUUUAUUGCUUUUACCACCUCCAAAUAGACAUAUAUUGAAAUGUGUUCUUAAUCUUCUUAAUAAGACAGCAACUUUUGAACAUAAUAACAAAAUGAACUGUGAUAGUCUUGCUACUCUUUUUACUCCUCAUCUAUUAUGUCCACGAAAAUUAUCACCUGAAGCAUUACACACUAAUUCACAAAAUUUGUCAUGUUUGGUGGCAUUUAUGAUUAAAAAAGGUGUGGAAUUAUUUGAUAUUCCUCCAAAAUUAGCAACCGAUAUAAGAGCUUAUUGGAUAGAACAAGAAAGAAAAUUACUAAGCCCUAAAAAGUCAGAUUUGGAUGAAUCUGUACCAGACACUACAGGCACGGCACAUACUGUAUUUAGUUUUGUUGAUCAUAAAUUGACAGCAAAAGCUAAUUCCACUCAAGAUACUCAAGCAGCACUUGCUCAACUUUAUGCUCAUAUACAAGCAAUGCCAGAGUCUGCAAAAAAACGAAGACUUGUAAAGCAAUUUAAUAAGGAAAAUGGUCAAGGUACACCCAGACAUGUGAAAAAUGUUCGAACUAAGAGUCUUGGAGAUUCAAUAAAGAAGCACAUUUUUCAAAGGAAACUUUUGGGUCAUAAAAAAUUCAUAGAUAUCAAUAUUGGAUGCAACAUUACCAGAUCUAGUAGCGAGGAAAAUAUAUUAUCUACGAGUCUUGAAAAGCCAUUUCUUCAAAAAACUCGUUUCACUAAAUCAGAUGAUGAAUUUAAUAUAGAAAAUUCUGAUACGCAUACUAAUAAUCUUGUACGUACUAAACAUAUUAGUAACAGUACUGGUAGCCUUAAUGCUCCUACUGCAUCGGUUUAUAAAGGUAAAAGGAAAGUUAUGCUCAUGGGUCUUGUAAAUAUUAGCGAUAAACGUACUAAUGAAGAAAGUAAAGAAAUUAGAAACAAGAAAUCUUCAUCAAAACAAAAGAAGUCAUAUGUAAAUAGUCCUGGAAGUUAUAAGACAACAGGUGGAAGUACCUUUCUACAUGAAGAAUCUUCUAAUGAUGGAGAUACAGAAAAAAAUAGUAAUUUAUCUGGUACUCUUAGAUUAUCUAGACAAUCUAGUGAACCACCAGAUAUGUAUUCUUCUCAAAUUACAUCAAAUAAAAUUGAUAGCAGUGAAUUGAUUAGACAAAAUUCUGAGCCAGUAUUUCCAAUAUCUAGAAGAAAAAAUAUAGAAGUCGCUUAUAAACCAAGAAUCACGGGUGUAGACGCAAAAUCUUCUGAAUUGACAAUAAAAUCUGAAUCAUGUACAGAGAAUGCAUGUUCAUAUCCAUCCCCAAUGGUUAAAAACAGAUUUUGGAAUGUAUAUGCUGCUCAUACUUCUACACCAUCAAACCUUUUACGAAGAAGUUUGGUUGCUAAUGAUUAUAUAUUGACACCUAUCACUAAUAAUGACAAAAGCAUGAGUCCUAUCACACAAAGUGCAACUAAAAUGACAAAAGCUAUGCAGGAAACUAUGAUGACUCCACGUUCUCGUAAACCCGUAAUGAUGGUAUCAGGGUCGAAUCUUUGCAAUCUUGCCAAUAUGAAUGACAGUUCCAUACAACAUAAUAUUUCUAAUAAUUUGCGUAGAUCAAAUAUCGAUCUUUUAGCUCAUAUGAGCUGUUCUUCUAUUUUAGAGGAAUUACGUAAACCAGAUAGUGCAGAUGGUGAAUUUAUUUACAUGGAAGGUGUUGACAUAGAUGAUAAAGAAAAUUUUACAGAAGAAAUAUGUCAAAAGCACAAUUUGGGUACUUCAAUUGCAGACGAUUGUUGUACCAUGACACAACAAAGCUCUAUGUCAAUAACAAGCACAUUUAGGGAGUAUUUAUUAUCAAGAAGCGUAUUAACUGCUAGUCCUGUUGAUCUUAGUUUUACUUCACGUACUGAUGAUUUUGAGCAGUCAGAAUCUGACCUAAAUAUUUUAAAUGAAGAUGGACUAUCUAGUAGUUUACUUCGUUGUUUAGAUGGAAACAAUCCAGAAUCUGACACAUCUGGUAUAGCUUCUGGAAGUACAAAUAGCGCGAAUGAUUCGACAGAAAAAAUUGAAGAAACUGUUUCCCCAAGAAAACGGGGAACUAGUUUACAACGUAAUGACUCGAAAAGAUCUAUAAAGGAUAAAAAUGUGUUAAAAGCAGAACGUGGUCAAAGUUUUAAGUACAAACAGAUAAGUGAGUCAAGAUUAAAUUCUAAAAAAGUAAAGGAUACGUUUCAGGAGACAUCAUUUUAA
Vespula pensylvanica (western yellowjacket) is the source of this 3028-nucleotide messenger RNA. RefSeq lists its product as uncharacterized. The transcript is spliced from 8 exons. The coding region runs from base 242 to 3028 and encodes 928 amino acids. Gene Ontology annotation, molecular function: GTPase activator activity. NCBI's taxonomy places the organism in Eukaryota, Metazoa, Arthropoda, Insecta, Hymenoptera, Vespidae. Gene Ontology annotation, biological process: regulation of small GTPase mediated signal transduction; signal transduction. The record is from RefSeq and is a predicted model, not a curated record. Gene Ontology annotation, cellular component: cytoplasm.